Molecule: messenger RNA, 5266 nt
Organism: Oncorhynchus tshawytscha (Chinook salmon)
Lineage: Eukaryota; Metazoa; Chordata; Actinopteri; Salmoniformes; Salmonidae
Product: potassium voltage-gated channel subfamily H member 6-like
Exons: 17
Coding region: 367-4140 (1257 amino acids)
Biological process (GO): membrane repolarization during action potential; regulation of ventricular cardiac muscle cell membrane repolarization; potassium ion transmembrane transport
Cellular component (GO): membrane
Molecular function (GO): inward rectifier potassium channel activity
Source: RefSeq, a predicted model, not a curated record
UCCCAACUCUCCCUCCCCCAAAUUAAUAUUAUUAUUUUCCUGAGAACUCCAUCCAUUACUUAAUAGAACUUCGUCAUUUCAAAAGCAAAGGUUGCAGCCACGGUCUGACAGUGAAACAGGAUAAUAGAGCAGUAAUGUCAAAGAUGUUCUAAUUAUCGGGAGCAACAGUCCUGUAGGCACCUGUGAUUUGGAAUUGCAGAUUUCACUGAAGAGGCGUUGCUACUUCCAAGCAGGGAAGAAAAUGAUGGAUACAUCAUCCGUAAACAUCAAAGCAGGGGCCACAUAGGCUACAGCGGUGCAGAGUGCGAGAUCUAGACAAGAGCCUGCGGUCCAACUUUCCAAACCGAGGUAAAUACCGCCCAAAAGAUGCCUGUUCGGCGGGGACACGUGGCUCCUCAGAACACUUUUCUGGAUACAAUCAUCCGAAAAUUCGAAGGACAGAAUCGCAAGUUCAUCAUCGCCAAUGCUCGCGUGGAGAACUGCGCCAUCAUCUUCUGUAACGACGCCUUCUGUGGCAUGUGCGGCUACACACGCGCUGAGGUCAUGCAGAAGCCGUGCACCUGCAGCUUCCUGUACGGGCCGCACACCAAGAGGCCUGCCGUGGCCCAAAUGGCCAAGGCUCUGCUGGGCUCCGAGGAGAGGAAGGUGGAGAUCUCCCUCUACGCCAAAAAUGGUAUGUGUUUCUCCUGUAAAAUUGAUGUGGUGCCAGUGAAGAAUGAGGAUGGCUUGGUGAUCAUGUUCAUCCUCAACUUUGAGCUGCCCACUGAUCCGCCUAUUCCCAGCUCCCCGACCAGAGAGCUCAACAAGCUGCCCAUCCCCUGGCUUCCCCUAGCACGUCGGCAUAGGUUCCGUCUGCCCUCCGCCCUGCUCCGCUCCCUCAGCAACAGUAAACAUUCCCUGGAGGAUGACACCGAGCUGGGCCACCAGCGGGACUUCUCUGCCCUGGGGCAUGAGUCUGUAGCCCUGGACAAGCUGCUGUCCCUGCCAGAGCGCCGGCGGCUGGGGGGCACCGGGGUACUACUCUGGGACGAAGACCAGAGGGCCUUGCUGGGAGGUGACCCUGUCUCUCCCACCGGGGACCCCUCGGAUGCCCCUCAAGCCCUGUCCCUGGCCAUGGGCUUCUCCCAGUCCUCCCCCAGGCUGCACUGCCUCUGGGUGGACGAGGACUGUGGCUCCAACUGCAGCGUGAUGCCCAGCCGCUCCUAUGAGAGCCUCUGCAGCCCGCUGCACGCCUCAUCUGUGGAUGGCAUCAAGACUCGCAGGGGACGGUCCAGCUGGCACGGGAAGCUCCAGACGCGGCCCAGCAGCACAGGCGGAAUGAAGUCCAGUCUGCAUAAUGUUACAUCUGACUCCACGUCUGACCCGAACCUCAUCCGCUUCCGGACCUUAAGUCACGUGACCCAGCUCAACCCACUGGACAACAGGCCAGACCCCCUGGUGGCCCUCCCAUCUGCAGAGAUUGACAUCAUCGCCCCCUGUAAACUAAUGGACCGCACACACGGGGUCACUGAGAAAGUCACUCAGGUCCUCUCACUAGGCCCAGAUGUCCUACCAGAGUACAAGCUCCAGACCCCCCGUAUCCAUAAAUGGACCAUCCUGCACUACAGCCCCUUCAAGGCAGUGUGGGACUGGGUCAUCCUGCUCCUGGUCAUCUACACAGCCAUCUUCACACCCUACUCCGCGGCCUUUCUCCUCAGUGACCAGGAGGAGGCAGCCAUGCAGACCUGUGGUUACUGCUCUCCACUGAACGUGGUGGACCUCAUCGUGGACAUCAUGUUCAUCGUUGACAUCGUCAUCAACUUCAGGACGACAUACGUAAACACCAACGACGAGGUGGUCAGCCAGUCGCAGCGGAUUGCCGUGCACUACUUCAAAGGCUGGUUCCUCAUAGACAUGGUGGCGGCUAUCCCCUUUGACCUGCUCAUAUACCGCUCUGGAGAAGAGACAACAACCCUGAUUGGCCUGUUAAAGACUGCUCGGCUACUGCGAUUGGUGCGUGUAGCUCGGAAGCUGGACAGAUACUCUGAGUACGGAGCGGCCGUCCUCUUCCUCCUCAUGUGCACCUUUGCCCUUAUCGCUCAUUGGCUGGCCUGCAUCUGGUACGCAAUUGGUAACGUGGAGCGUGCAGGAGCGGCCCGGAUUGGCUGGUUGGACUCUCUGGGGGACCAGCUCGGAAAGCCCUACAAUCAGACUGUACCAGGGUCAGGUCCCUCCAUCAGGGACAAAUAUGUCACAGCACUCUACUUUACCUUCAGUAGUUUGACCAGCGUGGGCUUCGGGAACAUCUCCCCUAAUACCAACUCUGAGAAGAUCUUCUCUAUCUGUGUAAUGCUCAUCGGCUCUCUCAUGUAUGCCAGCAUUUUUGGUAAUGUGUCAGCCAUCAUCCAGCGGCUGUACUCCGGCACGGCUCGCUACCACACCCAGAUGCUGCGGGUUCGAGAGUUCAUCCGCUUCCACCAGAUCCCCAACCCACUGAGGCAGCGGCUGGAGGAGUACUUCCAACAUGCCUGGUCCUACACUAACGGCAUUGAUAUGAAUGCUGUGCUGAAGGGCUUCCCAGAGUGCUUACAGGCUGAUAUCUGCCUGCACCUCAACCGCACCCUGCUGCAGAACUGUAAGGCCUUCAAAGGCUCCACUAAGGGCUGCCUGCGGGCCCUGGCCAUGAGGUUUAAGACCACCCAUGCCCCGCCAGGCGACACCCUGGUCCAUGCCGGUGAUGUCAUCUCAGCCCUCUACUUCAUUUCCCGUGGCUCCAUAGAGAUCCUGAGAGGGGAUGUGGUGGUGGCCAUCCUGGGUAAGAAUGACAUCUUUGGAGAGCCCAUUAACCUGUAUGCCUGUCCAGGGAAGUGCAAUGCAGACGUGAGGGCUCUGACCUACUGUGACCUCCAUAAGAUCAACAGGGAGGACAUGCUGGAGGUGCUAGAUAUGUAUCCCGAGUUCUCUGACUACUUCUGGGGGAACCUGGAGAUCACGUUCAACCUCCGGGAUGUUGCCACGGUAGCUGGUUCAAUGAGCAGUGAGGACUCUGAUCAUUGUGGAGUCAGCCGUCGUAUUCACAGACAAAAACUGUCCCUCAGUUGCAGCUCGGACAGAGAGGCAGAGGAAACCAAUCCACCCCAGAGACAUGUCCGCAGGGCCAGAGGCCAGAGCUCCAGAGCACAGGGAGAUGGGCAGAACACAGAGUCUCAGGGCCUGAUGAGCUCAGCCUAUUCUCCUUUCUACUCCAGUGAAGAUGAGGAGUCAGUGUUAACCAGCCCUGUACAACCAACUUCACUAGUCGGGAUCCCCCAUGGCCAGACCACCAACAUCAGCAGUGCGGUGGAGGAUGAGAUGAACCAGAAGACUGGCAAUACCUGCAAUCCUCUCUCAGGGGCUUUCUCAGGCGUCUCCAACAUCUUCAGUUUCUGGGGGGAGAGCCAAGAACAGCAGCAGUAUCAAGAGGUGACCUGCCACUGCCUGCCCUCCACUCCCCCUCCUCCCCCUCUCCACACUGUCCUGAGCAACAUCAGCCGACGGCAGCGCAGCGAGCUGGAGAACAGGCUGGAACUGCUGCAGAGACAGCUCAACAGGAUGGAGUCACGGAUGUCCACAGACAUCGGGGCCAUAAUGCAGCUGCUCCAGAGACAGAUGGUGCUGGUGCCCCCGGCCUACAGCACAGUGUCCUCUCCCCCUGAACCAUCCCCCUCCCUCACCCUGAGGCCUGCAGAGAGGCUGGUGCAGCCCGUCUCACCGCUGGACUCAGAGACCCUGGCCUCCCUCUCACAGUUCUUGAUCCAAACAGAUUUUGACUACAGCCUUUCCAAGUCCUGUGAGUCUCUCCACAGUGCAGGGGAGCUGUGUCUUCUGGAGCCAACCCGAGUCCUGGAUCCAACCCCAGUCUUAGACCCUCUCCCCAAGACUCCGCCUCUUGGCAACAGCAUCCACCCAGAGCAUCGAGCCCUGGGCUUGUCCAUCCAUACAGAUACUGAGCCCUUAAGCCUGGUCAACCAUGGGAACUUCUCAGCGCCAGGGACAGGAUUGGCCCAGUCAGACCCCUCAGACGGCCGAAGGAGGCUCUCGCUGCCAGGGAAACGCACAGCUCUGGACCUGGAGAGCCCCUGGACUACUGCACACAGAUACAGUUCUGACCCUGGGAGUUAGGGGCCAAACAGUGUGUGUGUAACACGAUCUCCCUGCUUAUGGACAUAGAGUCGUAAGAGGUACUCAAACAAAAACAUAUCCAUACUGUUUCCCUCUCUGCCCGUGAAAUAAAAUGUCCUGUGCGUGGAUACAAUUAUUUUCUGGUCAUAGAAGUCCUCAAAGCAUCACUUUUCACAGAUUUAUGCUACCAUUUACAGUAUUCUAAUGGAAACAUAUUUGUCCUUGUUAGUCAAUAUCUGUCUCUGCUGUAUAUGUCCUUGUUGUCACCAUGUAUGGGUUAAGUGUUAGCUGACUAACAGAACUCUGUUCUGUCUCAUGGAGUUGUGACGGGAGAGCUGCUGCUAAUUUUCAUUAGUCUACUGAUGUUGCUCUAACGUCUGUCUGGCUCAAUGGGUAACAGAAAUGAAUUCUGGGAUCCAUAUCUAAUUCUUAAAUUACUGAACUGAAUUAGCAAGCAAUAUGCAAACUGUAAAACAUUUCUGUUUUGUUAUCAUUGUGUGGUAUCCUCUCAUCUAGUUAGUCUAGAUGUUGAAUGAGAUGGCGUGCGCGCUGAGUAACAUAAUAUCCAAUCCUAGGCCAGCAGAGGAUCACAGAAUUAUGACCUAAUCUACUGAAUGUAGUAUCUGUCAGACCACAGCAAUAUUCCACGAUGCAAGCGUAUCACCUGGGCCUCAAUUCUCCUCCUCUCUCUGACUGCAGAAGACCGACUACUCAGUUACUGUAACAAGCAACUCCAAUGUGUAAUGACAAUGUUUACACAUUUUAGAGCAGGACCUGUAUGUGUUAGAACAUUUUAGUUUAGGUUGUAUCUCUUGUUUGAUAAAAUAUUUAGAUAAAAUAUAUUUCCAAGAAAUCAUUCAAAGAACAUAUCAUUAUGGAUUAUUGCUUAAUUGUCAUUCUGAAUAGUACCAUUAGCCUACCUAUACUGUUAUAGUGUGUUACUGUCCAGUUCUGGGAAAUAGAUUACUGCAGGAAAAGUAGCUUGUUAUAUAGGGAUAUAUUGUAAAAAAUCGGAACUAUUAUUGUUUGGGUCAGGGUACAGUAUUUAUUGAUUCAGUUGAAUAGAGUUACUGUGUAGCUUGAUGUAUAUUUGAUAAUGAACAGUUGGAUACUAUUCAUGAAUAAA